GAACCUGCAGACCUCUUGAAGGUAUUAGAUUUUCAUAAUUUACCUGAUGGUAUAACAAAAACAACAGGGUUUUGCACAAGCAGAAGAUCUUCAAAAGAAGCAGAUGUUGCUUAUAGAGUAACAAAAGAUGCUCAGCUUAGUGCACCAACAAAGCAGCUGUAUCCUGCUUCCCCAUUCCCAGAGGACUUCUCCAUUCUAACCACUGUAAAAGCGAAGAAAGGAGGUCAGUCCUUCUUGAUCUCAAUUUACAAUGAGCAAGGGAUCCAGCAAAUUGGUGUGGAGAUGGGUAGAUCUCCUGUAUUCCUGUAUGAAGACCAUACAGGAAAGCCAGGCCCAGAAGACUAUCCUCUCUUUAGAGGCAUUAACCUAGCAGAUGGCAAGUGGCACAGAAUAGCUAUCAGCGUGCAGAAGAAAAAUGUCACCUUGAUUUUGGACUGUAAAAAGAAGAUAACCAAGUUCUUGGACCGAAGUGACCAUCCUAUCAUUGACGUCAAUGGCAUCAUUGUAUUUGGAACGAGGAUAUUGGAUGAGGAAGUCUUUGAGGGCGACAUCCAGCAGCUCCUGAUCGUGGCAGACCCCCGAGCAGCCCACGAUUACUGCGAACACUACAGCCCCGACUGUGACACCGCCAUCCCCGACUCCCCCCAGUCCCAGGACCCCAACCAGGACGAAUACUACACUGAUGGGGAGGGAGAAGGCGACACCUACUACUACGAGUACCCCUACUAUGAAGAUGUCGAUGAAGCCAUCAAGCCAGAAGCACCCACCACCAAACCUGGCACUCCGGAGGUGGCUGCUGGAGAGAGACCUGAAACCAAGGAGGACUAUCCUGCCCCAACGCCAUCACCUGAUGUGGGGGACCUGGGCAAGCCGACAAAAGAGGAUGCUACGGUGGAUGAUCCCCUUGUAGAUGAGUACAACUAUGAAACCAUUAAUGAAGAAUACUUCACGCCUCUCCCCUACGAAGAUGUCAACUACAACGAAGAAGUAGACACCCAGGGCGGACUCACUGAAAACGCCGUGGAAGCUGAACUCCCCACGAGUACCGUCAUCACCUACAACGAGACCGAUGCUACUCAAGGAGGAGAUGACCUGGAUAAAGAUUUCACCGAAGAAACAAUAAAAGAAUACGAUGGGAAUUAUUACGAUAACUAUUACGACCGAACAGUCUCUCCUGAUAUUGGCCCUGGCAUGCCUGCUAACCAGGACACCAUCUACGAAGGGAUCGGUGGCCCACGGGGCGAGAAAGGACAGAAGGGCGAGCCUGCGAUUAUUGAGCCGGGGAUGCUGGUGGAAGGCCCGCCUGGUCCCGAAGGCCCAGCGGGCCUUCCAGGACCUCCAGGACCAACUGGACCUGUGGGCUUAAUGGGUGACCCUGGGGAGAGAGGACCACCUGGCCGUCCAGGCCUUCCAGGAGCAGAUGGUUUACCAGGACCACCAGGGACAAUGCUUAUGUUGCCUUUCCGCUUUGGUGGAGGAGGAGAUGCUGGCUCCAAAGGACCUCUCGUUUCAGCCCAGGAGGCCCAAGCCCAAGCCAUCCUGCAGCAGGCCAGG
Pterocles gutturalis (yellow-throated sandgrouse) is the source of this 1554-nucleotide messenger RNA. Its product is annotated as collagen alpha-1(V) chain-like. The record is from RefSeq and is a predicted model, not a curated record. Lineage: Eukaryota; Metazoa; Chordata; Aves; Pterocliformes; Pteroclidae. The transcript is spliced from 12 exons. The annotation marks the transcript as partial.